Molecule: messenger RNA, 504 nt
Organism: Aphis gossypii (cotton aphid)
Lineage: Eukaryota; Metazoa; Arthropoda; Insecta; Hemiptera; Aphididae
Product: putative nuclease HARBI1
Exons: 2
Coding region: 1-504 (167 amino acids)
Source: RefSeq, a predicted model, not a curated record
AUGAUAUUUCCUGAAGGUGACCAAAAUGUUAACACAGAUAUGAGAGGAUUACCCAUAACUAAUUCAUGGAAACUUCUUACGGCAUUAAGAUUUUAUGGAACAGGAUGCAACCAAUUGGUCAAUAGUGAUAUGUUUGAAUUAAGCCAACCAACAGUCAGUCGUAUUAUUAAAGAUAUUUCCUUGAGAAUAGCUAAGCAUCUAAGAAUAUGGGUUAAAUUUCCUCAAGCCGACCAAGAAGAAAUAAUUAAAAGGACAUUUUAUGAAAUAGCUCGAUUUCCCGGUGUUACCAUGGCUAUGGACUGUACUCAUAUACCAAUUAGCAGUCCAGGUGAUGAAAAUGCCGAAGUAUUCCGUAACAGAAAAGGAUGGAUGUCUUUUAAUGUUCAGUUAAUAGUGGGGCCUGAUAUGGAAAUUUAUGAUGUAGUUGCCAGAUGGCCUGGAUCUGUGCACGAUUCAAGAAUCUUUCAGAAUAGUAGAGCUCUAGAGUUGAUAGAAAACAGGUAA